GGCACCAGGCCCCCGGGCGGAUCAGCAGGCACCGGGCCCCCGGGCGGGGCUACAGGCACCGGGCCCCCGGGCGGAGCAGCAGGCACCGGGCCCCCGGGCGGAGCAGCAGGCACCGGGCCCCCCGGGCGGAGCAGCAGGCACCGGGCCCCCGGGCGGAGCAGCAGGCACCGGGCCCCCGGGCGGGGCUACAGGCACCGGGCCCCCAGGCGGAGCGACAGGUCUCGGGCCCUCAGGCGGAGCGACGGGCGCCGGACCUCCAGAAGGAGCGACAGGUCUCGGGCCCUCAGGCGGAGCGGCGGGCGCCGGACCCCCCGGCGGAGCGACAGGUCUCGGGCCCUCAGGCGGAGCGGCAGGCGCCGGACCCCCAGGCGGAGCGACAGGUCUCGGGCCCUCAGGCGGAGCGGCGGGCGCCAGACCCCCAGGAGGAGCGACAGGUCAUUUGGCUCGACCGCGGGCACCGCGUCAUCUGGCAAGGCAGUGGGCUCCGAGUCAACUGGUAUGACCGCGGGCACUGGGUCAGACAUUGGAUCGUCUGACUGGACAGCGGGCAUCGGGUCACCAGGCAUCAAGUCAUUUGGCUCGACAGCGAGCACCGCGUCAUCUGGCAAGGCAGUGGGCUCCGAGUCAACUGGC
This is a messenger RNA of Staurois parvus, 633 nucleotides long. The record is from the annotation of a GenBank genome assembly. NCBI's taxonomy places the organism in Eukaryota, Metazoa, Chordata, Amphibia, Anura, Ranidae.